AUAACAGGAAGUAAGUUGUGGAGCAGCUGGACAUCGCAGGGUCUCUCACACACUCACACACACUCGCACUGCUGGACGACAGACCCAACAUCAGCAUUCACACACAUUAUCUGUGGAUUAUUACAAACAUUAACAGACCUGAGAGGAUUCACAGUUCAAUGAUGAUACACUGUUCUGGGACGCGAGCGCUCAGGACGUUUCUCUGGACGGUGUUUCUGCACCUUAUUUUCACAACAGCUGAAAAUGUUAAAGAGAUUUCAGCGUCCUCUGUCCUGCAGAGACAGAAACGAGAGUGGCAGUGGAACAUGUUGAUCGUGUACGAGGAAAAACCACCUCAGUCUCCCCCGGAGGUGAUCGGCAAGCUGAAGAACACUUUCUUCAAUGAAAGCAAGGGCAUGAACGUGGAGUUUAGGCUCUCGGGAGAAGGAGCAGGAGACAUCUUCACCGUGAACGAGUUCGGAGAUGUACUCGUGUUGAAGAAGCUGGAUCGGGAAAAAAUCAGCAGCUACAAGUUAACAGCACAAAUCAUAAAUACUCUGAAUGGAAAAGAGCUUGAAGAGCAGUCUGAGUUCACCAUAAAGGUCCAGGACAUUAACGACCACACACCUGAGUUCUCAGAGCCUUACAGCGGGUCUGUAGAUGAACGAGCACAGACAGGAACCGUGGUGAUGAGGGUGCGAGCGACUGAUAAAGAUGACCCGAGCUCUCCGAACGGCAUGGUGACCUACACACUGCUGAACGCAACCAACGUCUUCAACAUUAACCACAGAACAGGUGAAAUUACCACCAAAAAUAAUAAUCUGGAUCGUGAGACUCAGAGUGAGUAUAAGGUGUUGGUGCAGGUUUGGGACACGCCUGGAUCAGCAGGAGGACUGUCAGCAAGCACUGUGAUGACCAUCAAUAUCAACGACCUUAAUGACAACCAGGCUGAGUUCUCCAAACCAAGGUACCACUUUGAUGUGAAUGAGGAUGAGCCUGUGGGGUUCAUAAUCGGAACACUGGCCAUUCGAGACCGUGAUGAGAAACAGAAUAAAAUGCCCUUUUUUAUUGUAGAGAGUUCAUAUAAAGACAUCUUUGAUCUGGAGCACAAUGACAAUUACGAUGGCGUUCUCACACUGAAGAAGGAACUCGACUACGAGACCAAGGCGAGCUUCUCAUUUACUGUAAAUCUUAAAGAGAAUGUUGUCCAACCUGCAGACAACAGCAACGCCUGGACGACUGCACAAAUCCACAUCAACGUUAAAGACAUGGAAGAGCUGCCGGUCUUCUCCCAGAAAGAGUACAACUUCACUGUUCACGAAGGACAGAAAAAUAUCAUUGUGGGAUCAGUUUCAGCCAGAGACACAGACAAAACCAACCACAGGAUACGGUACAGCAUUAAGGAUCCUGACAGUCCAGUGAACAUUAACAGUGAGACAGGACAGCUGACUCUGAAGACCGAACUGGACCGAGAACUCCAGAAUGUAUACAUGUUCCAAGUUACUGCAGAGGAAGAAUCGAGCAUGAAACUGAAAUCUUAUGUGAUGGUCAAAAUAAACGUCCUGGACAUCAAUGACAACGAGCCAAAGCUAGCUGAUUCCACAAACGUGUACAUCUGUGAGAACGACAAGAGUGGAACGGUUAUUGGUGUCAUUAGUGCUACAGACCUGGAUGAGAAUCCUGGCAGAUUUCAUUUCACUCUCACAGGAAAGAGCUCAAACUUCUCCCUUCAUGACAAUCAAAAUAACACAGCCAGCAUCAUCCUGACUCAAGGAGGUUUCAGCACUAAGAGUUCAGCGGAGAACAUUCUGGAGGUUGAGAUUACAGAUGGAGGAAAUCCACCAAUGAAAAGCGUCUCACUUCUUAAACUGCCAGUGUGUGUGUGUGGGAGCGAGAGACAACGCGAAUACUGCAGAGCCUACAGCAAGUCAGGCGUCAGCAUGAGCGCUAUCAUCGCCAUCCUGCUCUGCAUCGUCACCAUCCUUGUGAUCGUGAUUCUCUUUGUGCUGCGUAAACGCUAUGAGAAGGAGUCUCUUGUCACUCUGGGAAAGCCGUCUGGUGAGAUUCAUGAGCAGCUCGUGGCGUAUGACGAAGAAGGUGGAGGAGAAAUGGACACCAACAUAUACGACGUCUCCAUCCUGACCUCAGCUCGCUCAGACGGCCGACUCGGUCACGAUCCUCCUCCCGCCAUGUACGCCGUGGUGAAGAAGCCCUCAGCCUGUAAAGGGGACAUGGCCGUGAUGAUCGAGGUGAAAAAAGACGAGGCCGAUCACGACCGAGACGGAAUUCCCUACGACACGCUACACAUCUACGGCUAUGAGGGGUCCGAGUCCCUUGCCGGGUCACUGAGUUCACUCGACUCGUCUUCUUCCUUCGGAUCCGACCUCGACUACGAUUUUCUGAACGACUGGGGACCUCGAUUCAGGACACUCGCACAAAUAUACGGCUCUGAAGCGAACACCUCGUACUGAUCUCUGAUCCUGGAGACCAAAACCCACCAUCAGAGAAGGAAAAGAUGAUGUUUGAGUUAAUUCAGGAAAAAUUACAUCAUUAUUAUUAUUAUUAUUAUUAUUAUUAUUAUUAUUAUGUCCCAUCAUUAUAGCAGCUUUUUGAUUUUUUAACUGAUUAUAUUUUGAUAUUUUUACUGGGGACAAGAAAUUUCCAGUUAUACUUCAGCUCCUGAUGCUGAUCCCAGAGUAUUAGUUAUCCUCAUAGGUAAUAAAUUAACACUUCUUACUCUUAAUGCUUUUAAGCUGAAGCUCACAUUCUGCAUGUUGGUGUUUGUCAGCGUCUCCAUGCUAAUGGCAGGAGCAAACACACUUGGGUUUAUACACCUUAUCCUGUGAGGUUCUCGAGCAGUUCUUAUCUUUCUGUCCAUCUUGUGUUUUGUAUCAGGUCAUAAAUCAGAUGUUCAGCUCACAUCAACUCACUGCUGUCAGUUAAUGAGACAAAACACCCUGGAACUUUCCAUGUGACUGACAAACUGCUCUGUGACCUUCUCUGUCCUGAAGAUACACAAACCUUCAAUAACAUUCUGACCAAUCAGAGUCCAGAACACUGAACAACAUUUUUACAGAUCAAAAAUAUUUUAUUUUUAAAGUUUAAGUUUGAAGUCAUUUCAGUUUACACACACACACACCUACACACACACACACAUACACACACCUACACACACACAUACACACACACACACAUACACACACACACAUACACACACACACACAUACACACACCUACACACACACGCAUAUAUACACACACACAUAUACACACACAUUCACACACACACACUCACACACACAUAUACACACAUUCACACACACACAUACACACACACAUUUACACACACACAUAUACAGUACACACACAUACACACACACACACACACACACACAGUCUGUAACAGUAAUAUUAGCAGGAAAUGUCUACAGUCUUGCAGCAGUGAGAAACACAGGAAACAGUAUAAAGAGCUGCUGACAGAAUUACAGAGCAAUCAGAGUUUAUUUGACAGAAAUCAUCAACACAGACUGUGUGUGUGUGUGUGUGUGUGUGUGUGUGUGUGUGUGUGUAUGAGAGUGUGUGUGUGUAAAACUCAAAUCUCAAAGGUCCAAUACAAUACAGCAAUGAGGAAACAUUCACACACACACACACACACACACACACACAAGCAUAAAGCCGAUGACUUUAACCUUCCAGCUCCAGAGUCAGAGAGUUGAGUUUAGAUCAAAUGAAUCCUGGCAAAUGAUUCUGUUCUUUAUGUAAAUCAGUGUGAAAUGUAAAUGUGUGUAAAUCUGUUCACACUCACAGAGUUUAUAACCACAUUUACAAAUAAUUAUCUUUCACUUUAAAGUCAGUUUUAUCCCUAAACGUGUCACAUUUUUAGCAUUAUUAUUAUUAUCAGUCUUAGGGAUAAUGUAAAAUUAAUAUAAAAAAUAAUAAAUACAUAAAUUCCUUUAACUUAUAUUUACUUUUAAAAUACAAUCAGCUGAAAUGUGGUGGAUGUUUACAGCCGUCUGCUCACAGCAACACCAUUUACAGGCAGGAAAAAAAGGGUUUUAAAAUAGUUUUUUUAAUGUUUAACAAUUAUCACAAUUAAAUAUGUAUAACAUUCUUAUUAUUUUUCUUAGUUCUUAUAUUUACUGAAUUCAAUUCUUUAUCUUUAAAUAAUUAUAAGGGCAAAUAGAUAAAGAGCUGAAAAUAAAAGCUGACCCAUAGACAGAGUGAAGAGAUGUGAUGAAGUUUAUUAUUAAAAUGGUUACACAUCAAUAUUCUGAAGAAUCUUUACAUCUGAGACUCUGACUCUGACUCUGAUUUUGACUCUGACUCUGACUCUGAUUUUGACUCUGACUCUGACUCUGAUUUUGAUUCUGACUCUGAUUUUGACUCUGACUCUGAUUUUGACUCAGACUCUGAUUUUGACUCUGACUGAUUUUGAUUCUGACUCUGAUUUUGACUCUGACUCUGAUUUUGACUCUGACUCUGAUUUUGACUCUGACUGAUUUUGACUCUGACUCUGAUUUUGACUCUGACUCUGAGAUACUAAACACUGUUAACGUGUAAAAAUCAUUUUAUUUCAUCGUGGUUAUUUUCUGAACCUUCAUCUUCCCUUCAUCUUCUUCAUCAACACAAUAAACGGAUGUCUUCUCGUUGGCAAACCACACCCACUAAAUUAGCCACUUCCUGUCAAGAAAACUCACUUCCUGUUCUCUUAUCUGUUAAGUAAAACAGCACAUGGGAGCGUUUUCCUGUUUUUAUUCCAAAAAAAACUCCCAGGAUUUUUUAAAGAAGAAUAAAGUGUAGAGUUUGUGGAGUUUCCACUCACAGCUCCUCACUCUGGUCAGUUUAUUUUAUUGAGAUAUUUGCUGUGUUUUGUCACUGGUUCAGUAAAAUAUUUAAUUUAAGAUCAACAAAGUUUGGAAAGUGUUUCUUUUUAUGAAUGUUUUAGUUUAUAUGAUGAUGUCAUUGUGUACAGAAUCACUUACACUUUACUCUUCUGUUUUAAAAUUCUUAAGUCUGAAGAAACUGGAAGAAGAAUUAAAUCUGGAAAUAUUUGUUUAGUUUUCUCUUUUUUACGGGUGAAUUUACACUCUGAAUGUGUUUCUGCUCCACACGGGGAUUUUUAUUCAUGUAAUAAACUUUACACACUUUAAUCAUG
Molecule: messenger RNA, 5134 nt
Organism: Tachysurus vachellii
Lineage: Eukaryota; Metazoa; Chordata; Actinopteri; Siluriformes; Bagridae
Gene: cdh5
Product: cadherin 5
Exons: 12
Coding region: 159-2450 (763 amino acids)
Biological process (GO): calcium-dependent cell-cell adhesion; adherens junction organization; homophilic cell-cell adhesion
Cellular component (GO): adherens junction; catenin complex; plasma membrane
Molecular function (GO): cadherin binding; calcium ion binding
Source: RefSeq, a predicted model, not a curated record